Lasiosphaeria miniovina is the source of this 1323-nucleotide messenger RNA. RefSeq names its product Spc24 subunit of Ndc80-domain-containing protein. Gene Ontology annotation, biological process: chromosome segregation. The transcript is spliced from 2 exons. NCBI's taxonomy places the organism in Eukaryota, Fungi, Ascomycota, Sordariomycetes, Sordariales, Lasiosphaeriaceae. Gene Ontology annotation, cellular component: Ndc80 complex. Gene Ontology annotation, molecular function: microtubule binding. The record is from RefSeq and is a predicted model, not a curated record. The coding region runs from base 347 to 982 and encodes 211 amino acids.
ACCUGCCACCUGCACCCAGCCGCACUGUCGCUGGGGUGACGGGCAGAAUGUUUUGGCCGUCAAUUCCAUCACGGCGCAGACACGGUCGCAGGGCGUCAAUUUAUACCUUGCAUCAAUUAGGCAUCGAAGAUAGAUAAUCGCGAAACCGAAUUCCUUGCUUCCGGCGUACGACAGCGAUAAUCCGAACCAUUUUCACGCUUUUUUACAAGAGACCGGCAAAAACCGAAUUCGCAUCGCAUCCUGUCGCAUCGUUUGGUACCAAACAAUCCAAAGGCGAAGCUCGAUUGGCGCAUCCAAUCCUCAAAUCCGUCGAUAUAUGUAAACUUCUCUUCAAACUACCGUCAAGAUGCUUCUCGAAGAAGACCCAUCCACGCUGAUAAAGCACACGAUCGCCAACUUCAACAUCGCGCCGGACCGCAUCGCCGUGGCGCGCGUGGCCGAGUCGCUGUCGACGCUGCAGCAGGCGCGGGACCUACGGCUACGCGACGCCGAGGGCUCGCUGAAGCGGCUGGCGCGCACGCUGCACACGCUGCAGUCGCAGCACGGAGAGCUGACAGGGACGCACUCGUCGGCGGCGCACGCGAGCGAGAUUGCGCGGCUUGAUACGCAAAAGUUCCGCAUCGCGAAGGCCGCGUCCGACCUCGAGAUGGAGACGGAGCGCCUGCAGGCCCAGGCCGCCGACCUAGCCGCCCGCCUGCAGGAGCUAGAGCUGCAGGGCGUCGACGGCGGGACCUCUUCGUCUUCGACGUCGACUUCGUCGGGGAGCGUCGAGGACGAGGUGCUCCUGCGUCUCAAGGUCUACCGCAGCUUGGGCAUCGAGAUUGAGCGCGACGGCAUGGGCGGCGGCAAGGAUGGCAGCACGGGCGGCGAGUUCACCCGCGCCGUCGUGCGCAACGACCGCAAGGGCGACGUGCACGUCAUCAACAUCGACCGCAAGUUCUCGCGCUUCUUUUAUGCCAACUACUUUUGGCAGACGCUGUGAUGGAAUGGCGGGGAUUGCAUGUGUGGCGACGACUAUCUUACGCACGGUUUUGCUUAAAGGGAAAAUGGUUGAGGUGGCUGGGCGGCGUUCAGGUUCUUUGCGCAUAUACCAUUGCUUUAUUCCCUUCGUCAUUUGGAAAUAGGAUAGCUUUCGGAUUAGGGGUGCCUCAAAUUGUACAUCUUACUCUUUUUUUGAGACUGGGCUAUGAACUCAGCUACGUAUACCUAGCAUAUCUAGUGACGCUAACGUUACUCCGUGAACCGAGAAUGCGGUGUUCUGGCCGCCGAAUUUGGCUUGCGCAUGCUGCCACUUUCGGCCGCUUCAACACCGAGUGCACCACU